Messenger RNA from Hemibagrus wyckioides, 5103 nucleotides. It is a transcript of the gene specc1lb, whose product is annotated as sperm antigen with calponin homology and coiled-coil domains 1-like b. The coding region runs from base 445 to 3711 and encodes 1088 amino acids. Gene Ontology annotation, molecular function: protein binding. Gene Ontology annotation, cellular component: microtubule organizing center; filamentous actin. The record is from RefSeq and is a predicted model, not a curated record. The transcript is spliced from 15 exons. Lineage: Eukaryota; Metazoa; Chordata; Actinopteri; Siluriformes; Bagridae. Gene Ontology annotation, biological process: actin cytoskeleton organization.
GUUUUUCGGCCCUAUCGUUAUUCAGUUUCUCAAUCAAACAAUGAUCUCGAAUAAAAUACCUAAAGGGUGAUGGAAAUGUUUAGACAGUGCGUCUUUUUCUGGAAAUGAAAAAGGGUGAAUCGAUUUCGUCGAUUCACCGUAAAGGAGUCGUUCAGAAAAGUCUCAGUGGGGAAUCGCUGAUUCUUUCUGCAGAUUCACUCCACAUUGUCGGCCGUGCUGCUCCCCUGAUGAGCCGCAAACUAAAGCUGGGGCUGAGCAGCUGUAUGAACCGGGAGGAGGCUCCUUCUGUCCCGGGUUAGAAACGGCUUAUAAACGGGGGACGUUUUUUACACCGCGGUUAUAGUGGAUUACGGAUGAAAAGCUGUGGGCAUCACACACAGUCUCUGGAAGGAAAGGACUCUCUGAAGAUUGCGCCAUAAAUGUAUCAAGAACUUGGAGCCCAGUAUGAAAAAGGCGAGCAGGCCCACAGGUGCCUCCAGCAAAACCACCACAGCCACUAAACCCACAGGCAAAACUGAGCCCAGUGGCAGUAUGGGCACCGGAGGAAAGAGCACCACCAAGAACCAGAACUCGGCCCUUCUGUCCAAGACAAAGAGCAACGAUGACCUUGCAGCCAUGAGUGCGGGAAGUGGAGGAGCCUCAGUGGGUAGCGGCAGCAGCGCUACAACGAGGAGCAAGAGGAGCGCCAGCUCUGCUCAGAGCAACAACGAGACAAAGACCAAGGCCAACUCAGGCUCCUCAGGAAGACGCGGGAUGUCUUCUGCAGUAAAGGAACCUGGAGUGACCCGUGAGAAAACCAACGCUGCCAAGAAGCAAUCUGGGCCCUCUAACUCUGUGGCUUCGAAGCGUUCUCGCUGUCGCACGUCAACUGAAUCUGAAACCCAGUCGAGCAAAUUGCGCUAUGAUAUCAGCAACAAAGCAAUACUGGAGUCAAGAGUAAAGGACUUGCUGGGCUUGGCAAAAAGCAAAGACCUUGAGAUCCUGCACUUGCGGUCUGAGUUACGUGGGAUGAGGGCUCAACUGGGUUUGGAGGACCAGGAACUGCCUGAACAAGAAGAGCAGUGUGAGGCUGAGCUGCCACAAGAGAAGGAAACUGUAUCUGGGAUAAGCGCUGCUGAUGUGGAGUCGACGCUUCUGUUACUGCAGGACCAGAACCAGGGCAUUCGUGGGGAGCUUAACUUGCUGAAGAGUGAGAAUCGAAUGUUAAAGGACCGACUAAAUGCGCUUGGAUUCUCACUGGAGCAGCGCCUGGACAGUCCUGAGAAAGGACUUCGCUGUGCCUCUCUCAGUCCUGAACCGACAACCAGUGGUGGGGGCAGCAGCAGUGGUGGGGAUGCAGGUACUCGAACCUCCUCAACUGAAGGUUCUGCCAGGGGUUCAACUGAAGACCUGCUGUCAGAGGCACGGCGAGUGGGGUCUCCAGAUGUUCCGGACAGCGAGUGCAGUGAACCUUGCCAAGCCGUGAUGUCUAGUGAUGAUGCCCUGGAUGCACCAUCUGGUUGCGGUUCCUCGUCUGAGUCAGAAGGUGGCUCACCAGGCCGAAGGCGCUCACGCCGGGGAAGUAGUGGCACUGCUAGUGAGGUCUCUGUGGCCUGCCUGACUGAGCGCAUUCACCAGAUGGAGGAGAGCCAACACAGCACAGCAGAGGAGUUACAGGCAACGCUACAGGAGCUCGCAGACCUUCAGCAGAUUGCACAGGAGUUGAGCGCAGAGAACGAACGCCUGGGUGAGGAGCGCGCCAUCUUGGUGGACUCGCUGCGGCAGCAAGGUGAUCGGCUGGAACUCUAUAGCCGACAGCUGGACUACUUGCGUGGCUUGCUGGAUGAGCAUCGUGUAGCUUACGCCAAAGAUGAUGAGGAUGCCAAGAGCAGUCGCUUCAUGGAGCUGGAGAGGCGCUACACUGAAUUAAACGAAAACUCGCGCCUUGAGAGGGAGCAGCUUCUUGGUGUCCAGCAGCAGCUGAGCAGUGCACUGAAAAUGGCCGAGCAGGAGAAUGCUGAGGCACAGAGCCUUAUGGGAGCCCUGAAGGAGCGUGUGCACCUGGCUGAGAGGGCUGCCGAGCUGGAGCGAAGAGAACGUGAGGCUACUGCUGUUGACCUUGAUGCCAUGAGGAUGCAGUCCGAGGACGAGCAGGCUGAACUGGUCCGCUGUCGCCUCCAACUGGAGCAGGAGAGGCAGAGAGUGGCCCAACUCCUCUCCAUCCAGGGUGGUGGGGACAUGACUGACAUACGCCACCUGCUGGACAGUGAGAGAUUAGACAAAGAGAGAGCUGAAACCAAAGCAGCAGAGCUGCAGGAGGAACUGGGGCACACCCGCAAUGAGGCUGCUCAGCUUCAGGAUGCAAUUCGAAAGCUGGAAGCAGAUUUCCAGUCAUUCCGGGAUGAGGUGCAGAAACAGCUAGCCGAGCAGAAGCGUGCUCUGGCUCAGCAGUGCUCAGAGCUGGAGGAGAAGGACACAGAGAUUGCUGACAUGAAGGAAACCAUCUUUGAGCUCGAGGAUGAAGUGGAGCAGCAUCGAGCCGUCAAACUCCACGACAACCUCAUCAUCUCAGACCUGGAGAAUUCGAUUAAAAAACUUCAUGACCAGAAAUAUGACAUGGAAAAGGAGAUUAAAACCCUUCACCGCAAACUGCGGGAAGAGUCUGCAGAGUGGAGACAGUUCCAGGCUGAUCUCCAAACUGCUGUAGUCAUUGCCAAUGACAUCAAAUCAGAGGCUCAGGAGGAGAUCGGGGACUUGCGGCGCCGCCUUCAAGAGGCCCAGGAGAAGAAUGAAAAGAUGAGCAAAGAGCUGGAUGAGCUCAAGAGCAGGAAGCAGGAUGAGGAACGUGGGCGUGUCUAUAACUACAUGAACGCUGUAGAGAGAGAUCUGGCUGCACUGAGACAGGGGAUGGGGCUUAGCCGUCGAUCCUCCACCUCAUCAGAGCCCUCACCCACCGUCAAAACCCUCAUCAAGAGCUUUGACAGUGCAUCCCAAGGCCCUAUUCCUGGCACUCCAGCAUCCGCUGUUCCAGCUGUAGUCGCCGCUGCUAUUUCUCGAACCCCUCUCAGCCCAAGUCCACUGAAAACCCCUCCAGCUGCUGCCGUGUCCCCCAUUCAGAGACACACGAUCAGCACUCCCAAAACCCUCUCCUCGCUGGUGGAUAAGAGAGGUAGCUAUCCGGAGCUAAGUAUGCCGGUUUCUCGCAGAAGCAGUGAGGAACUAAAGAGGGACCUGUCAGUCACUGAUUCACCAAACCCCGCCUCAAUCAUCACAUUAGGCUCUGCCUCCCCUCAGCUCACCCUGUCCUCAAACUCCUCCUCCCCCACAGCUUCGGUCACGCCCACUACACGCGGCCGUCUACGAGAGGAGAGGAAGGACCCGCUCGCUGCUCUGGCCAGAGAAUACGGAGGAUCAAAAAGAAACGCUCUCCUCAGGUGGUGUCAAAAGAAAACAGAAGGCUAUCAGAAUAUAGACAUCACUAAUUUUAGCAGCAGUUGGAACGAUGGUCUGGCUUUCUGUGCGGUGCUGCACACGUACCUGCCAGCUCACAUCCCAUACCAGGAGCUCAGCAGCCAGGACAAGAGAAGAAAUUUUACGUUGGCCUUCCAGGCAGCAGAAAGUGUGGGGAUCAAAUCUACACUUGACAUAAGUGAGAUGGUCCACACAGAGAGACCUGAUUGGCAGAGUGUGAUGACGUACGUCACCUCCAUCUAUAAAUAUUUUGAGACCUGACUGUCGGACCAGUUCUCUCACUCUUGAGUCCAUGUGCUAAAGUGCUAUGUUACAUAGACAAUUAGUCACACUCAAGCUGGAGGACUCCUUUCACAGUCACAGCUAUGCAGGUCUACUCGUUAAGUCACUCGUUAUAAGCUACUAUUCCUCUUUAAUCAGGCAGCAUUGUGCAGCUUCUUUAAUUAAUGGCAGGCCAUAACUAUAAAACUGUUAUUAUAAUUAUUAUAAUAAUAAUAAUAAUAAUACUCAUAAUGUGUGCUGGUUAAAUGCCUAAUAGCUGAGUGGUAUUUUAACGAGUCGCUCACUUUCUAUGUCACAGCUUGUGUGUGUUAAUGUGAAAGGGUUUCAGGUGAGUAGAACUGAAAAGACUGAAACUCAGAGCUUUUAUGCUUUUAUUCAAACUCCACUGUAGAUCACUCGCUCACUUGGUGCCUAAGAAGUGCUGAAUGCAUUAUUAUGGAGAUGAAAAGGCCAAGUUCUCCAGCACGUUCCUCUUAGGACUGCUUUUAAAAGCACAUGAUAGGAUUGUAUGCUGAGGUAAAAUGUGAAUUUUUCUCCACAUGCGCAGAAGGUUUCUAAGCUCAAAUACCAGCUAGCUCUGAUGUUGUCACUGCACUGCGUUAAAUACUGUAUUAUAAAGAAACGUUUCUAACCAAAUUGUUUUGCCGUAUGAAAUAUCUUUGAACUAAUUGAGAGAUUUAUUGCCUUUAACACCCACACAUAGUUUUUUUUUUUUUUUUAUAUUAAAGAAUUUGAAGUGCAUAUAUUUUUAUUUUCUCCUGACAUUUCAGUUAUCUAAACUAAAUAAAAAGGCACAAUCGAUACUUUAUUCCAGAAGAGAGUGCCUUGAGUGAAAACUGUUGUGUGUCGUCGUCCCCCCCCCCAAAAGCUGCUGUCAUGUUAAAAUGUCUUGUCGUCUUCACAACAAAUCCUCUUACAGGAUCAGCUGCUGUUUAGACCAUCGUUAAUUUGGCCAGUUUAACAGCUGCUGAAAACAUUUACGUAAAAUAAAAUAUAUUUAUUUUAUUUCAUCAAAUCUGUUCAUAUUCAAAAAGUCACGUUUGCCAAGAUUUCACAGAUGUUUAUGUCAGAAUUUUAAUUUCUUGAUAAGGAUGUUGUUUAGAUCGUGUUGUAUAAUUUUUUUAUUUUUUUAAAACUCUGUUCUCUCGUCCUUUCGAACCAAGGAGCUUCUGCUAAGUAUCGGCGUCAACCGAGGUUUCCUCUUCAUUUCAAUGAUUCGUUUAAUAAUGUUGUGGAUAUUUUUAUUUGCUUUGUCAUCAAUAUCAUUUACGGGAUUUCUGUGUGAAGUUCUUGUGUUUUUUUUUUUUUUUUUUUUUUUUUUUUAAACAUUCCUGGAUGUCUGAGUCUAAUACCAAUAAAUCAUUACUCUGA